This is a messenger RNA of Liolophura sinensis, 2988 nucleotides long. Its product is annotated as vesicular glutamate transporter 2.2-like. Gene Ontology annotation, molecular function: neurotransmitter transmembrane transporter activity; L-glutamate transmembrane transporter activity. The transcript has 12 exons. Gene Ontology annotation, biological process: neurotransmitter loading into synaptic vesicle; transmembrane transport; synaptic transmission, glutamatergic. Lineage: Eukaryota; Metazoa; Mollusca; Polyplacophora; Chitonida; Chitonidae. Gene Ontology annotation, cellular component: excitatory synapse; synaptic vesicle membrane. Bases 1 to 1704 code for a protein of 567 amino acids. The record is from RefSeq and is a predicted model, not a curated record.
AUGUCUGAUCCACAGGACGACUCAGGGCCGUCCUCUGGGGCUGGGGACAGGGAGAUCUUAACCUCGCCCGAUGUACAUGAGUCCCCAAACGUAGCAGGUCACACGGAAGGGCAGAGUGAGCCUACCCCGUCCACAGGGCAGGGCUGCUCCUGUUAUAUCCCCAGACGGUAUAUCAUGAUUGGCAUGAUCUGUAUGGGCAUGACAAUCAUCCAUGCUAUCCGUGUGAACUUGGCCGUCACCGUGAUAACAUUACUGGAUAUUAAAGCCCAUGAGAAACUGGGAACAAUUGAAGCUAUUUCAAAUCUACCAACGGAUAUCUGGGAUCCCAGCAUGGCCGGUAUCAUGCAUAGUAUGUUCUACAUCGGCUUCUUUUGCACACACAUCCCGGGCGGAUUUCUGUCAAAGCACGUGCCUUGUCACAGGUUAUUCGGAGGGUGUAUCCUCAUAUCCAGCUCGCUCAACCUGCUGAUUCCUGUAGCCAUUUCCAACAUGGGGUACAAAUUUACUCUCGCUAUUCGCUUCUGUCAGGGGCUGAGUGAGGGCCCUUUGUUUCCGUCCUGUUACGGUUUGUUACGUCAGUGGACCACACCCCAGGAACGAGGACGUCUAGGAUCUACAGUUCUAACAGGUGCAUACGCAGGCGCUGUGAUCGGGUUCCCUGUGGCCGGCUUUAUCACCCAUUAUAUAGGAUGGCAAUAUGUUUACCACGUGACAUCUGGGGUGGCCAUUUUAUGGUAUAUCAUCUGGCUUUUUGGUGCCCAUGAGAGACCCUCUCAUCACCCCAGCAUAUCUAACGAGGAGCUGACAAUGAUAGAGAAACGCCAGGGCGCCACCGUGAUUGAAUAUGAGAAUGAAAAGAUCCCAUGGGCCUCUAUCUUUACGUCACUACCUGUGAUAUCUCUAUGCGUGUGCAAUAUCGCCCGUAAUUUCGUUUUCAUAUUGAUGCUGACCAACGAACCUUACUACCUAAACGCUUUUAACUACAGCAUUGCCGAGAACGGCAUGUUGUCCUCGAUCCCGCACAUUCUCAUGACAGUUGUGGCUUUUAGUAGCGGUUACAUCGCUGACUGCCUCAUGAAGGAUAACAUGCUGAAUGCUACAGUGGUUAGAAAACUGCUAACUUGUGGCGGAUUUGGAGUGGAGGCUAUAUGCUUCUUUGUACUAGGCUUUCAACGGGUGGGCAAGGUAGUGAUGAUUUUCCUGUCCCUCGGGAUUGGCUUCAGUGGUCUCACAGUCUCAGGAUGGCAGAUCAACCACUAUGAUCUGGCUGCUCGCUAUGCCAGUAUUCUUGUCAGUCUCUCUUCGGCCUUGGGUACCCUGGGGGCGAUCGCCUCUCCUCUAGUGGCGGGACACAUCACUAACGCUGGCGAUAAGGAUCUUAUCUUUUGCUGGCACAUUGUCUUCUUCAUCACCUCGGGUGUACUCGCCUUUGCUGUCAUCUUUUAUGCUAUAUUUGGCUCAGGUGAGCCACAGCCGUGGUCGGAACCCCCUCCUGGACUGAAACUGGUCCAGAAGAACGACCCAAUGGCCCGAAAACCGUACGUGCCUUAUUUACAGACAGUCCCUCUUACCACACUAAACCCGGACAAAGACAGUGGCGGGGUAGAUGCGGACCGGAAGUCGUAUGGCGCGACUGCAGCCACAGAAAAUGCGAAGGGCUAUGGACUGGAAACAAGUGAGAAGAAAGGACUCACAGCUACAUAAAUCUUCAAAGGACGUUAUUACAUAAAGUGCAAUAUACAUGGCAUAUAUAUAUUUAUGUAUAUAAACCUAAACUCAGGAGCGGUUAAUUUAGUGAAACACAUUUUUCAAGGCGAAAAAAAAAGGUUUUGGAGACAAAAUCUUGCGUCAGCUUGCACAGAGUCCCAUUUUAAUUGACUAGCCAUAUUCUUAGUUUAGGCUGCAAAAUUUUUUCGGCAAUGUGAUACAGCUUAGGAGGUCGAUUUACAAUGCCAAGUAGAUUUGUUUCAAUUCUUCUUUCUACUUAAAACGAUAUUUGUCUCUAUUUAUGUUUCUAGAAUUCCAAAAUCUAGACUAGGUAAGAAAGUUCAUUUAUGAUACUUAAUUGCCACAGAAAUAUUAGGCCAAUAUAGCCCAUAUCUGAUUUCCCUCUGUUAGUGAGAACUUGUAUAUAGUAUUCCGUCUCAUCGCUAUGCAAGUGCCAGUUAAGGAUUUGACAAUGGUUUGCAUACAGCCCUGCAAAGUGGUCUUGCAUGCGCACAUGACCAGCAGAUGUGCUGAAAGCUGAAACGUACAUUUGGCAAUGACCUGUUGAGUCUCACUGAUCUUGCCCCUUGAUGGGUUCUCGUUGCUCUUGUACCUCAGUGGGUUCUCGUUGGUCUUGUACCUUAAUGGUCUUGUACGUUGAUGGGUUCUCGUUAGUAUUGUACUGUACGUUGAUAAGUUCUCAUUUGUCUUGUACCUUGAUGGGUUCUCGUUAGUAUUGUACGGUACGUUGAUAAGUUCUCAUUUGUCUUGUACCUUGAUGGGUUCUCGUUAGUAUUGUACUGUACGUUGAUAAGUUCUCAUUUGUCUUGUACCUUGAUGGGUUCUCGUUAGUAUUCUACGGUACGUUGAUAAGUUCUCAUUUGUCUUGUACCUUGAUGGGUUCUCGUAGCCGUUGUGCUUUUGUGAGGCCCUGUUGCUCUUAUCCAUUGGUUCUCGUAGCUCAUGUGCACAGGUAUCAUAAGAUGUGUUUAUUAUAAUACUUACUGAUAACGGGUUUGUCCCAAGAUCUGUCCAAAUGUCUUUCAUUGUUGUGUUAAACUGGGUGGGCAUGGAUAAUGUUUGGUAUGAGGGGUGGGGCGAAUCAAACGAUGUUCAUAAUAAAGGAAUGACAGGGAAAACAAAUUUGGUGGUGUGCAUACAAAGGAUGUCUUUUGUUUUUAUUUUCAUACGCAUAAUAACCAAGCAAUAUUAGUCCGAAAACAUAGAUUUAAAAAAUAUCUUUUUGAAAAGGUUACGUUCGCAAAGUCGGAUAUAAGCUAC